AUGCGGCACGCAAAAGCUGCCGAGUAUUACAACAGAGCAAAGAUUCUUUUCUACACAGACCAGGAGAACAACCCCAUUGUUUGCCUGCAGUCUAUCAUGUUAUUCUAUUGGUGGGCUCCACGUGGUCCUGCGCUGGUUCAUAAAGACGCGGCUUGGUGGUGGACUGGGAUCGCAAUCAAAUACGCGCAACAAAUGGGUCUGCAUCGCGAGCCAAAGAAUGUCUGCGAUGUGGGAGGAGAUGCAGUGCAAGGGCUGAGAAGGAGGAUCUGGUGGACAUUGUUUGCCCGAGAACGAUUGACAGGAAUGUGCCAAGGACGACCUCUUACCAUCAACCCCGAAGAUUGCAAUGUUCGCGAGGUUUCACUCGAGGAUUUUGGCUCAUCUGAAGACGCGAGAGUGGACGUCUUCAUUUAUUGGGUCAGACUCUGUGGCAUCAUUGGUCGAGUCAGCCAACAUCUCUCACGCAACCUGGAACAGGCGUUGUUUCCAACCACUUUGGCAGAAGAACUCAUCGGUUGGGCCCACAGCCUCCCCAGCCACUUAGAACUACCAGACAUGGCCGAUCGAGCACGAAAAUUUAAUCGGGAUGUGUUAAAGCUACAUCUACCCUAUCUGACCACCGUCACCAUUCUACACCUGAACUGGUCGUCGCAGCACCCUUCACAGCCUUGGCCAGAAGCGUACACAGCUGCGGUAUUGUCGGCAUCGUGUGUCACUCGCAUCUUCAAGGACUUCCUCGCUCGCGGGGAAAUUCGGUUUCUGGGCGCCAUCGCAUGCUGGUACGUGGGAGUAGCCAUUAUAGCGCUCUUACAGACCCAGCAGAUCGACUGCCUGGCAGAAUGUGGAGCCGAGGACAUUCGCAUCUUGAGACUCGCUUUGAACGAGUUGGCGAGUCUGUGGCCCUCGACUGCCAUUUUCGUCAAGGGAUUUGACCGCCUGCGGGCAUUCGAAAGCCUCGGGGCGAGGCGUGACGGGGGCGCUGCAUUGAAUCCGCAAGUGCCGCGCACAACUGGAAACACUGCGACCUCAGGUCUUUCGGACCUGAACUGGCCACAUGGUGUCGACUGGCAGAGCUACUUCCCCCACGUCACGACGAGAACCUGCGGGCUAGCAGGCAUCUUGCUCGCGGAACCACACCAGCCAGAAAUAUGGGGCGACCUCUCCUGGCUGGGAGACGCCACCACGUAUUUUCAGGACUUGUUUGACUCUUCAGAUGCGUUGCUGGAUCCUUACCUUGAGAAUCUCUCUGCCUUAUGCCGAAUAGAUGAUCAAAUACGCCUCUAA
Messenger RNA from Cladophialophora psammophila CBS 110553, 1284 nucleotides. RefSeq lists its product as uncharacterized. NCBI's taxonomy places the organism in Eukaryota, Fungi, Ascomycota, Eurotiomycetes, Chaetothyriales, Herpotrichiellaceae. Gene Ontology annotation, molecular function: zinc ion binding; DNA binding. The transcript is spliced from 3 exons. The coding region runs from base 1 to 1284 and encodes 427 amino acids. The record is from RefSeq and is a predicted model, not a curated record. Gene Ontology annotation, biological process: DNA-templated transcription.